This is a messenger RNA of Anisakis simplex (herring worm), 1800 nucleotides long. The record is from the annotation of a GenBank genome assembly. NCBI's taxonomy places the organism in Eukaryota, Metazoa, Nematoda, Chromadorea, Rhabditida, Anisakidae.
AGUAAUUUCAUUGCUCACGAUGGUGCUGUGAAUGAUUAUGCGGAAGUGCGAAAUAUUCUCAAUCAAUACUAUAAGAUAACAGCACGAAAGUUUGGUUCAUUCCACGAUUACGUGAGUUUCACUUUUAUUUAUUGUCUUGACAGUUCGUAUGUAAUUAAGGAUCCAAAACACGUGAACGUAGCACUUCAAGGUACCUCUUUUGAUGAUGGAACAGAGGCAUCAACUAAUCGUAAAGAGGGUGUUGCUGGAGAUUUGUUUGAGAACGACAUCUUGUUGACGCUGCCACAAGCACAACAGCUGCUCAGAGAAGUCCGCAAAAGGGGUCCUCGCCAAGCGCAGGUUGGAUUGCAGUGGUUUUGGCCAGCAGAACCCAUUUCGUUCACUUUCGCAGUGUACGAGCCGAAAUGGCAGAAUCUUAUUCGAAGAGCGUUACGAUAUGUAGAAAGUGAAACUUGCAUGCGUUUCCAGGAGAACAGGAAUUCGAGGGAUUACAUUCAAUUCAUACGUGGUGCAGGAUGCUGGUCAAGUGUUGGACGAGUUGGCGGUCGGCAGCAGAUUUCAAUCGGUUAUGGAUGCGAGGCGGGUAUUGAAGUGUGCUUUAUCGAUUCUAAAGAAGCAUUCAUUCGUAUUAUGAUAUGCUCAUUUGAAUUUCAUGGCUUGCAAGGCAAUUUCGAGAAGAGAAGCUCGUGGAAUACGGACAAUAUGGGUGAGCCAUACGAUCUCGGUUCGGUGAUGCAUUAUGGCUCGAAAGCGUUUGCUAUCGAUUAUUCAAGAGAUACCAUUAGAACGAUUGAUCGAAAUUUCCAACGGACAAUCGGUCAGCGAGGUGGAAUGUCGUUUAAGGACAUCAAAAUGAUCAACAAGAGAUAUUGUCAAUGUACACUGCAUCAUUUAUUUGUACACAAACAUUUUUCACAUCGCAACUCACAAGUCAGGAAAUUGACGAUCAGAAUCAAUUUUUCAGACGUGUGCAGCCCUUUACCAUGUCAGAAUGGCGGCUAUACGAAUCCAAACAAAUGUAGUGAAUGCAAAUGUCCAAAAGGAUACGGUGGAAGAUACUGUGAAAGAAUCGAGACAAGUGGUACAUCGCCUGCGCAAGUACUGGUUGUUGUGGAUCAUUUGAAUCUGCCAUGUGAAGAAACUUGUACGAAUUAUGUGGAACUGAAAUAUGCAAAUGAGAAAACUUCUACAGGUCCACGAUUAUGUUGUAUGGCACCAACAGCGUCGUUUAUUAGUGAAGGAAACGAGUUCAUUGUUAUCUUUAAUACGGCUAAUGUUGAUACGCGCUAUCAAGGCAUGAAGAUUCGCUAUCAAGCAUGUGCGUUACAGGGUCCGUGGUAUGAGGAUCAACCAUGUGGUCUCACGCCUUGUCCAGAUCCAAUUGAUGGAACCUAUUGCGAAGGAAAAAUAGUGUUACCUUGUGACCUUAUGGAUAGGCUCAAAUUUGGAGCAGCAAAAUACAGUUCAGCGGUUUUCAAUACACUACGAUAUUGCAAUUCUACAAUUGUAUCAGAAAAAAUAAUGGAUCAUGAGUUUCAUCCAGCAAAGUCGAAAGACGUUAUAGAGGAAGCAUAUUAUCAUAGGCUAAUUCUUUUCGAUGGUUCUGGACAGCUCUCGACCAACAGUCAAGAUUGUAACUGUGUUCAUCUGGCUUAUUUCAGACGUUUCUGGUACUCUUGUCCGACGUCGAUGCUCACGAUAAAUAUUGCUUGGUUGCGCCCUGGGGAGGUGAAUCAUAAUAUAAGAGGAUGUUGCAGUGGGUAUUAUGUCAGUGAGGGCAUCUGCAAGAAAACCAACUGA